AUGAUCCAAAGACGCGUUGGACGUGCUGCUGUCUUGCUGGUUGCUGCCACUGCAGCACUGGCUGCAACGACCGUUGUGGUCAACAGCACGGCAAGCCAUGCUAUCCCUUCUACGCUGUAUGGACAAAUGUUUGAGGAUAUCAACAGCGGAGAUGGUGGUUUGUACGCUGAGUUGCUGCAGAACCGUGCUUUCCAGCAAGUCACGCCUGGCGAUGCAACCGCAUUGUAUGCAUGGGCUGCUGUCAACGGAGGAAACAUUACCGUCAUUGCCGACUCUGACCCGGUAUCAUCUGCGCUGCCGAACGCUCUUCAGCUGACCAUACCAUCGGGCGCGUCUGGUUCAGUUGGAUUCGGAAACGAAGGCUACUAUGGUAUCAACGUCAACUCCUCCUGGACGUACAACGCUUCCUUCUACUAUCGCUUCCCCGAGGUGUCUGACUUCAGCGGUGACGCCACUGUGGCACUUCAAAGCGCAUCUGGCGAGAUCUACGCGUCCGCGCAGAUCCCCGUUAGCGGCUCUCAGACGACGUGGACACAAGUUUAUGCACAGCUUACGCCGAGCACGUCACCAUCGAGCACUGCAAACAACUUCACCGUCACAUUUGACUCGUCCGCUGCGGGCAACACAAUCAAUUUUGCUAUGUUUUUGCUGUUCCCGCCCACGUUCAAGGACAGGGCGAACGGUAUGAGAAUCGACGUUGCGGAGGUGCUGUACUCCAUGAAGCCUUCAUUCUUCCGCCUUCCCGGAGGCAACAACCUGGAGGGUCAAAGUGCUGCCACUCGAUGGAUUUGGAACAACACCGUCGGGGAUCUAGUCGACAGACCCGGUCGCGUUGGUGAUUGGAGCUACAUCAAUACCGAUGGACUGGGCCUGUUGGAGUACCUGUAUUGGUGCGAGGAUAUGGAGAUGGAGCCGUUCAUGGCUGUCUGGGCUGGUUAUUCACUUGACGGCACAUCCCUUCCCGAGGACGAGCUUGCGCCGUACAUCCAAGCAGCCAUUGAUCAGAUCAACUUUGUGACUGGUGAUCCCUCUGGUAGUUCAGCAGCUGCCCUUCGCGCCUCUCUUGGGCGUGAAGAGCCUUUCUCACUUACAUAUGUGGAAAUCGGAAACGAGGACUUCGUUGCAUCGGAGUCGUACAUUUACCGCUGGCGAGACUUUGCGGGAAACCUCACUGCCGCGUUUCCGCAGCUCAAGUUCAUUGCGACCACCGACCCAUUCAAUCCCAUCCUCGAUCCCACACCACAGCAGUAUGACAACCACGUCUAUUCAAGUCCUGACUGGUUCGCCGAGAACUCAUUCUACUAUGACGACUUUGAGCGCAAUUGCACAUACUACUUCCAAGGAGAGUAUGCUGUGACUUACGCCGAUGAAAACUUGAUGUACCCUACUAUUCAGGGCAGUAUCGGCGAGGCUGCGUAUAUGACUGGGUUUGAGCGCAACGCAGAUAUUGUCUUUGCUGCAUCAUAUGCACCUUUGUUGAUGAACGUCGCCGAUGGCGCAUACCAGUGGAUACCUAACUUGGUUGAGUUCGACGCCGCCAAUGUUUACAAGUCAACAAGCUUCUACGUCCAACAUCUCAAUCGCGGCACCGAAUACUUGCCUAGUACGCUGCCCGAUCCGAGUGGCACUGUCUUCUGGAGUGUAACAAGCGACUCCAGCACGCUCGCCAUUAAGGUCGUCAACUAUGCGAACACAACCGAGGAUGUGACUUUCCAGCUUCCAUUUGCCGUUGCGUCAUCUGCGACUGUCACAGUGCUAACUGGUGACUCAACUGCGAGCAACACGCCGACGGACCCGAACCUCGUGACGCCUACAACGUCUGCUAUUACUAUCGGACAGGCGUUUAAUUACACUGCGCCGGCAUACAGUCUGAGUGUGAUCAACGUCAGUUUGUCUUGAGCAUAGCGCUUGAUUUGUUCUGGAGUCCAAUACUAGUGUAAGCACAAUUAGCUGUACUCCAGUACUGUCACACUUAUCUUGUAUUGUGUCUUGGAAAUAUGUAUUGUCUCUCCUUUCAGAACAUGAUAUCUCGGCAUUGUUUGGGUUUGAUACUGUAAAAAUUUAUUCACUGGACUUUCGAGUAUAUUUUCAGUUGGUUGAAACCCUACCUGUACAUGUGCUUCCCACACUUCCGGUGAUAAUAAACGGGUACAGUCAACUCCCUCCACCAGGAAAAAAUGCAAGUGACAAUUCAC
Messenger RNA from Coniophora puteana RWD-64-598 SS2, 2195 nucleotides. Its product is annotated as glycoside hydrolase family 51 protein. The record is from RefSeq and is a predicted model, not a curated record. Gene Ontology annotation, biological process: L-arabinose metabolic process. Gene Ontology annotation, molecular function: alpha-L-arabinofuranosidase activity. NCBI's taxonomy places the organism in Eukaryota, Fungi, Basidiomycota, Agaricomycetes, Boletales, Coniophoraceae. The coding region runs from base 1 to 1899 and encodes 632 amino acids. The transcript has 23 exons.